Prunus avium (sweet cherry) is the source of this 1047-nucleotide messenger RNA. NCBI's taxonomy places the organism in Eukaryota, Viridiplantae, Streptophyta, Magnoliopsida, Rosales, Rosaceae. The record is from RefSeq and is a predicted model, not a curated record.
CAGUGAGUAUGCAAAUGGGACUGCUGAGGAUUCUGUUGAUAUGCAUACUGAAAGCCAUGGUGGUUCUAGUCUUGCCGAUAAAAGAUCAGCUAGAAAUGGACGGAAGCGUGGCCGUGCUCAGACAUCUCAAAUCACUGUGAGUGGUGGGGAUGAUAGUGAAGGACGUUCUGACAGUGUCAUGGGUGCCCAGCGCAAGAAGAGGCGAGAAAAAGUUCUUCCAGCUGAGCAAGCUCCAGGGGAAAGUCGAUACAAUCUACGGCGACCCAAAAUUGGAGUUACAGUUGCUGCUGCAAGUGCAUCGCGUGACCUUGUCAAAGAUAACGAGGAAGAGGUCGAUAAUGCUAGAGCUACUGAGCACUACUCUAAAGCUGCUCUUGCUACUUCAAUAGGAGUUGGUCGCGAGAAUGGUGGAAGCACACACUUGGUGCGGUGUGGGACUCUUGGAGACACUCAAGAUGGUGAUGCAGAUGCAAUAAAAAAUAUGGAAGAGAAUACGGCAGUUAGUGAAGAGGUGAAUGGUUCAACAGAAGGGGGUCAAGAGUUUGUUGAUGGAGAUGAGUACAGGAGUGAAUCCCAGAAUGGUACUCCCAUUGAAGAAGAUGAUGACGAUGAAGAGUCUGAACAUCCUGGUGAAGCCUCAAUAGGAAAGAAGCUAUGGACCUUCUUCACAACAUAAUAACGAAGACUUGUUUCCAGUAGGGGUGGCUUCAGUUGGAACUUGACUGCAUCAACUUCUUUAGCUUUGCUGUUAGCUCUCUAAUGUGUAGUAGUAUUGUGCAUUAUCAAUUUAAGUGUAGUUAGAACCAUGGAAGUAUUUGAGGCGGAGGGAUAGGGUUUUUGUUUACCCUCACUUUUCUUUUUCUUAUUUUUUUUAGGAUUCAGGACAAUAUUGGGCUGUUUCUUAUUUUUGUACGACAAUGCUAGAUAUUCUUAUGUAGCAGCAGCAGUAGCCAGUGCAUAUUUUAUCACUGGACUGAGCUCCGCCAUUUCCACAUUGUUUGUAUCAAAGUUUGUAUCUCUUUCGUUCUGGGCUGAUUGUUUUAACUA